AUGAUAAUUUAAAUACCAUCUACUAUAGAGAACUAAAGGACUUGUAAAAAAUACAAAAAUUUGCUAAAAACCAUAGUGCCAUCUAUUUUAAUUUUAAUCUUAUUGUAAACUAAAUAAAUAUUCACUUAAAAAAUUACUUUUUAGAAAACUAUCUACUUUUUGAUCUUGUUAUCAAAAAUUCAGCUAAAAAUAGAGUAACUAAAAAACCUGCUAACCCUGCAUGAGAAGAAGGAAAUCCGUGUCCUUAAGAGCAGCUUCCUUCAGGUCUUGGUUAUUUAAACAAUUUUUUUAGAAUUUCACAACCAAUAGUACUCGAAACAAACAUUGCAUUUAGUAUCAUAUUUCUUGCAGUCCUCUUGA
Messenger RNA from Tetrahymena thermophila SB210, 360 nucleotides. RefSeq names its product transmembrane protein, putative. The transcript has a single exon. The record is from RefSeq and is a predicted model, not a curated record. Lineage: Eukaryota; Ciliophora; Oligohymenophorea; Hymenostomatida; Tetrahymenidae.